ACCUGCUCCGAUUCUGACCGUCUUGUUCCCUCAGAGGAGAUCUUCCACUCCCACGUGGCUCACUGGUGGUCUCCGGACGGCGCCAGGCUGGCGUACGCCACCAUCAACGACACUCUGGUGCCAAAGAUGGAGCUGCCGAUGUUCACAGGAGCGCCGUACCCCACGGGGAAGGAGUACCACUACCCCAAGGCCGGAGAGGAAAACCCGCUGAUCAGUCUGCAUGUGGUCAACCUGAACGGCCCGCUGCACACCAUCGAGAUGAGGAGGCCAGACGACCCCAGGAUCGGAGAGUUCUACGUGACCAUGGUGAAGUGGGCCACCACCACCAAACUGGCCAUCAGCUGGCUGAACAGAGCGCAGAACAUCUCCAUCCUCACGCUGUGUGAAGCCACCACAGGAGUCUGCACAAAGAAACACGAGGAUGAAAGCGAAGGCUGGCUUCACAGGCAGGUGAGAGCACGAACGGACCAGCGUCUGAGUGACUGUCGCCAUGGCAACCAUGCAGCUCAUUAA
Oryzias melastigma (Indian medaka) is the source of this 513-nucleotide messenger RNA. Its product is annotated as dipeptidyl aminopeptidase-like protein 6. The transcript has 4 exons. Gene Ontology annotation, molecular function: dipeptidyl-peptidase activity. The record is from RefSeq and is a predicted model, not a curated record. Lineage: Eukaryota; Metazoa; Chordata; Actinopteri; Beloniformes; Adrianichthyidae. Gene Ontology annotation, biological process: proteolysis. The coding region runs from base 127 to 513 and encodes 128 amino acids.